This is a messenger RNA of Cariama cristata (Red-legged seriema), 442 nucleotides long. It is a transcript of the gene YRDC, whose product is annotated as yrdC N(6)-threonylcarbamoyltransferase domain containing. The record is from RefSeq and is a predicted model, not a curated record. Lineage: Eukaryota; Metazoa; Chordata; Aves; Cariamiformes; Cariamidae. The transcript has 4 exons. Gene Ontology annotation, cellular component: cytoplasm. The annotation marks the transcript as partial. Gene Ontology annotation, molecular function: tRNA binding; nucleotidyltransferase activity; double-stranded RNA binding. Gene Ontology annotation, biological process: regulation of translational fidelity.
GUACUGCCAUGUGAACGUGCCGGACGAGUUGUUGCGGGACCUACUUCCAGGACCUGUGACCCUGGUUUUAAAACGUUCAGAAGAACUAAAUAAAGACUUGAAUCCUUUUACAUCGCUGGUUGGCGUUCGUAUUCCAAACCACCCUUUUGUUAGGGAGUUGGCACGAGCUUGCUCUGGACCACUGGCUUUAACAAGUGCUAACAUCAGCUCUCAGGCGAGCACGCUGACAGUUUCGGAAUUCCAAGACCUGUGGCCUCAGUUGUCCUUAAUCAUCGAUGGAGGCCCAAUAGGGGACAUCCAGAGCCCAGAGUGUCGUUUGGGGUCAACUGUGGUUGACUUAUCUGUGUUGGGGAAAUUCACCAUCAUUCGUGCUGGCUGUGCACUGACACCUACAGUUGAAAUUCUGAGGCAGAAGUAUGGCUUGAUACCAGAAUCAUCUUAA